GCACAACGGUCCAUCAUCAAAGAUGGCGGGAGCCUCCGACCCACUGGAGGACAUGCUCUUCAAUGAGGUGGACGAGAAAGCGGUCAGCGACCUCGUUGGUUCUCUCGAGUCACAGCUGGGCGACAGGAAGCCUACCGCGGCGUCGUUUUCCGAGGGGAAACGGGACGUAGCUGCGGCCGCUGCCGGACACUUCUCAGGAAAAGUGCGCGAUCAAUUGGGGUCCGCGGAGCAGCCGCAACAAGGGCAUCCAAAAGCGGGGUCGACCCAGGAACCCGGCGCUAACGAGUCGCUCUCCGGAAAAGCGCUCCCCUCCUCUACCUCCGCCGUGGCUACCGGAGCCGUAAUCACCGCCGGAGCCAGCCUGCAGACCGCGGGAGCGCCUCCUUCGAUUGCUUCACCUGGACCGGGACCCGUAACUUUGCCCACGCAGUCCGCUGCCGCUAGUUUCCAUCGGGCUGCUGUCCUGGGUCCGAGCGAGGGUCCCAGCGCCACCGUGGUCCCGCCGGUGGAGGCGAUCAGGACCUCCUCUCCCGGAUUACAGAGUGUAAAUGGCGGGUCUGGAGCCGGAAAGUUGGCAAACUCGCCCGGUGUCCCUCCACCCGCCGGGACCGGCUCCGUCAUCAGCGUCUCCAUGGCUUCACAGCCCGGCUUCCCUGUACCUCAGUCCCCGGUGGGCUCCCCCGCCGUGGCACUGCAGCGGCACCCCAGUCCGGUGACCAGUGUGCCCCAGAACGGCGUGGACCCCAAGAGUGGCCCCUCCCCGUCUGCCUCUGCCUCUCAGGUCAUCAACCACAGCAACCCUCUGAUGCACACCAAGAUGCUGGUACCCAACCAGCCCGUCAUCCUGACCAGCACCCCCCCUCCGGCUGCAGCCCAGUCCCCCAUCACCCAGACUGGGACCAGCACGCCGCCCGCCGGGGCCAAACCUGUUGUAAAUGGAGUGGCUCAGCCUGCUAUGGCAGUGGUGAGGCCGCCGGGCACAUCUGUGGGAGGGGUAACCUCCAUCCAGCAGCAGAGACCCGGGCUGGUGGUCGGCUCGACCCGGGCGGCCACCCCUCAGCCCACGCUGGCUGUCCGGCCUCAGCAGCAAACCACCAUCCAGCUGCCUCCUGGCUUCACCAUCCCUCCAGGUAUGGUUCUGGUCCGGACAGAGACAGGUCAGCUGGUCAUCGUCCCUCAGACGGUUCUGGCCCAGGCUCAGGCCAAGACGCAGCAGGGUCAGACGGUGGUCACUCAGAGACCCGCAACACCGACGGCUGCAACCACCAUACGAGUCAGCACUGCCACCACGGCGGCUGGCCCCCCUCAGACCGUCCGCCUGGCUUCCCCCACCCAAACCAGAAUGGUUCAGACUCCCUCCACCACCUCCGUACAGGCCCUCCCCGUGGCCCCCGGCGCCACCGCCGUGUCCGUGAAGAUGACCACGCCCCAGAAGACUCCGACGGUGAUAACAACGGGGGGGACGUCUGCAGCCAAGCCCGCCAGCGUGCCGUCAGCCACCCUUCCUGCCGCCUCGCCCACCCCCAGAGUCACCGUGGUGUCGCAGGAAAUGCAAGAGAACGUGAAGAAAUGCAAGAACUUCCUCGCCACGCUCAUCAAGCUGGCAUCCCAUAAUUCCCCCUCCCCAGAGACCUCCAAGAAUGUGAAAGCCCUGGUCCAGGACCUGCUCGAUGCAAAGAUUGAGCCUGAGGAGUUCACGUCUCGGCUGCAGGCUGAGCUGAAGUCCUCCCCGCAGCCCUACCUCAUCCCCUUCCUCAAGAAAAGCCUCCCCGCCCUCCGUCAGACGUUACUCAACAGCCAGCAGUCUCUGACGACGGUCCCUCCCACCACCUCUGCACCGCCGCCAGUCGCCCCCGGCUCCAUCAGACCACGGCUACCCGUCGGCCCGGCAGGCAGCACAGUUCGCCUGAACCCACCCAUCACCAACACAGCAGCUCUGCCUGUCGGCAGACCAGGAGUCCAGACUUUGCAAAGUCGUUCACCGGUUGUAUUCAGUCAGCAGCUCAGACAUCAAGCUACGCUCAUACGAGGACCUGCAGCCAUCGCUGGGAAGAGUCUGGUCAACCUGCCGGUUCCAGCCAAUCAGAAGAAGCUGAGUGACCCGGGGGGCGGGACCUUUAGAGACGAUGACGACAUCAACGACGUGGCGUCAAUGGCAGGCGUCAACCUGAACGAGGAGAAUGCCCGUAUCCUGGCAACCAGCUCAGAGCUGGUCGGCACCAAGAUUCGGUCCUGUAAAGACGAGUCCUUCCUGCCAACGGACCUGCUGCACCGGCGCAUCCUGGACACAGCAAAGAAGCUGGGGGUGACGGAGGUUCCUCUGGACGUGGUGAACAUCAUCUCCCAUGCCACCCAGUCCAGACUUCGCUCUCUGCUGGAGAAGGUUUCUGUCGUCGCUCAGCACCGCACCGAUGGAGGAAAGGAUGAAGAGCUCCAGGAGCAGACGUCGGACGUUCGCUCUCAGCUCCGUUUCUUCGAGCAGCUGGAGAGGAUGGAGAAGCAGAGGAAAGACGAGCAGGAGAGGGAGAUGCUGCUGAAGGCCGCAAAGAGUCGAGCGCGACAAGAAGAUCCAGAACAGGCUCGACUCAAACAAAAGGCAAAAGAGAUGCAGCAGCAGGAACUCGCUCAGAUGCGACAGCGUGAUGCCAACCUCACGGCUCUCGCCGCCAUUGGACCACGCAAGAAACGGAAGCACGACGCAAUGGGCGGAGCCACGGCCGGCAGCGAGGUGGCUUCAGGCUCCGGCUCUGUUUCCUCUGCAGCCGUCUCCCCCCGCCAGCAGCUCCGACAACGGAUCACUCGGGUCAACCUCAGGGACUUCAUCCUGUGUCUGGAGCAGGACCGCAGCACAUCUCGCUCUCUGACGCUCUACAAGGCCCUGCUGAAGUGAGGGGCCCCACCCUGGUCCUCCUCAGAGGGGAGUAAUGGAUUCUGGUCCUCCUGAGAGGGGAGUGAUGGAUUAUGGUCCUCCUGCAUCAGAUUUCAGUCUCACCUGGACCCUCAGAUCGCAACAAGUUUAAUUUGAAAGGAUACUGUGCGUCAUUUGGUCCAGUGUUAUAGAAAAACUCCCCCAGUUCUAACAUGCCCCCCCCCCCCCACACACACACACACACACACACACACACACACACUUACACUAACACGUGCAAACACUCACACAGAAUCAUGUUUUGCUGAAAGAUUAUCAGUUUCAGAUUUUAGAAUUUAAAGUUUGACAGCUUACAAUGCAAAAUGGACUCAACAUCGGAUUCUGAAUCUACAGACGGUGACUGCAACAUUGGGUUCUGAAUCGAUGGGCAGUGAACACAGCGUCGGGUUCUGAAUCGAUGGGCAGUGAACGCAGCGUCGGGUUCUGAAUCGAUGGGCAGUGAACGCAGCGUCGGGUUCUGAAUCGAUGGGCAGUGAACGCAGCGUCGGGUUCUGAAUCGAAGGGCAAUGAACGCAGCGUCGGGUUCUGAAUCGACAGGCAGUGAACGCAGCGUCGGGUUCUGAAUAGACAGGCAAUGAAUGCAGCGUCGGGUUCUGAAUAGACAGGCAAUGAAUGCAGCGUCGGGUUCUGAAUCGACGGGCAUUGAAUGCAGCA
Melanotaenia boesemani (Boeseman's rainbowfish) is the source of this 3583-nucleotide messenger RNA. RefSeq names its product transcription initiation factor TFIID subunit 4-like. Gene Ontology annotation, cellular component: transcription factor TFIID complex. The record is from RefSeq and is a predicted model, not a curated record. Gene Ontology annotation, biological process: DNA-templated transcription; transcription initiation at RNA polymerase II promoter. Bases 23 to 2890 code for a protein of 955 amino acids. The transcript is spliced from 15 exons. Gene Ontology annotation, molecular function: protein heterodimerization activity; RNA polymerase II general transcription initiation factor activity; DNA binding. Lineage: Eukaryota; Metazoa; Chordata; Actinopteri; Atheriniformes; Melanotaeniidae.